AUGGAGAUCGAGCUCGCUUAUGGUGAAUCUCGCGGAUACUGGAAACAUUAUUCACCCGGGAAGUGGUUCAAACAAGCGAAAGCCGUUGGCAAGAUCAACAACGUAAAAGCUACUCUGUUAUUUGAUUCUGGUGCUGAAGUGUCGAUCAUUGACACCACCUUUGCUCGUGAGGUCGGUUGCAAUAUUGACGAAAGUCAACGACAAGAAUGUAUCAGGAUUGGAGAAACUCCGUACAUGACGGUAGGACGUACCAAGAUCAAGGUGACCCUCGCGGGAUCGCUGGUAUACUAUUUCAAUGUAUGGGUAGGCGAUCUGGCAGGGCAAGAAGCGAUUCUGGGUAUGGAUUUUAUGGUGCCUGCUGGAGUGCGGCUCGAUCUAGCGGAUGGCGCGCUAUGUCUACCAGAAGAAAUCCGCAUUCAUUUCGCAGGACGUCGCCCCGCGUACGGAUCGAAGAUACAACAUAUAACGGCGAAGGACCAACACGUGGUGAUCCCGGUCGGAGAGUCAAGGGAAGUGAAGAUCGGGAUCGGAGGGGCUAAGAUGAAGUUGUGGGUCGCUAGAGGACUAGAUUGGGUCCCCACUGUGAUCUCGGGGUGGGGUAAGACGAAAUACCUGCAGAUGACCAACAUUGGCGACCGUGAGAUCAUACUGCCCACCCACACUAUAUUAGGCAUGUGGGUCGAAGGCGAUAUGGUACCGCGAACCCAAGGUUUGGUGACAGUCGGGUCGGGGAAGUACAAGGAAUGGCAAACCCUGGCAUAUGAGGCUACGACGGAUCGAGUGAACGAACUCCCGAAAGAACCUAUCGGACCAUUGGUAGAUCGUCCUACGUAUGCCGCGCCCAAACGCAUCUUGAAACGUCCGUCUGAUGCGUUACAGAACCUGUCUCCGGCGAUUUCCACGGUAACGCCGCAAGCUAACGAUGACGAUUCGCAAAAGGCAGAUGCUGUAGUUGAGAGGGAAGUAACGGUCAGGGGAGCCGAACUAUCGUGGAUGGAGAACGGUCAUGAGAUCGGUACCCAACAUGCAACGAAGGGAGACCGCGACACCGGGCAAGAAGGGCUACGUGACAGAUCGUCUCUACCGAAGGCUGAGCCGACUGACCGACUGUUGAAAUUGGGCCAGCCGGAAGAGACGAAGGAGCCUAAAGAAGAAAUAAUGCUAAAUACUGAAGACGUCGAGAUUGAAGAAAUACCAGUUUAUCACCACGAGAGCGGAGAUUUGUUUGCGGAAGAUAUCGAGCAGCAUAUGGCCGUGCUACCAGAGAUGUCGGCGACUACGGAAGAAGUUACGAUUGAGGACAUUCAGAUCGGUGAUCCUGAUGUGCCUCUCACCACAGAUCAACAACGGCUCAGAUCGCUGAUCUGGAAGAGCCGUCACCUCCUCAUGGGUAAAGGUAAUGCUCUACCACCAGCAGCACGAGGCGCGAUCUGUAAUAUUGAUGUCGGUGGGGCAGCACCGAUAGCGCAAAGAGUGCGUCCGGUCGCACCCAAAUAUCGGGAGAAGCUGUCAGAUCUCAUCAAAGGACUAUUAGCAGCCAAAAUCGUUCAGCCAUCCACGUCACCUUGGGCGUCUCCGAUAGUGGUGAUCAUCAAGAAGAACGGAGUGGAUAUUCGCCUUUGCAUUGAUUAUCGAAUCGUUAACCAGCUGACGCGUCUGAUAGUUUAUCCCAUGCCGUUGAUCAGCGAUCUGUUGGAAGAUCUGGAUAAAGCUCUAUGGUACUGUUCGCUAGACAUGGCUAGUGGAUUUUGGGUCGUCGAAAUGACCGAACGAGCAAAACUGAUCUCAGCGUUUGUCACACCGUUUGAAUUGUUCGAGUGGCUGCGAAUGCCUUUUGGGCUUAAGAACGCGCCCCAGAUCUACCAACGUCUGGUGGACAAUGCGUUGUAUGGAUAUCUUAAGAUCGGCCAGAGAUCAGCUUCUGAUGGCCCGAUCGACGUGUUCAAAGAUGGAGAACCUGAGACAGAUCGACGACCGUCUAUACUGGGACGCCGAUCUUACAUUGACGAUAUUCUCAUACCAGCCACGUCAUGGGGAUCUUUGUACACAAAAGUAGAACGGUUGCUAAAGGCAUGA
Peronospora matthiolae is the source of this 2076-nucleotide messenger RNA. The record is from the annotation of a GenBank genome assembly. Lineage: Eukaryota; Oomycota; Peronosporomycetes; Peronosporales; Peronosporaceae.